CGGCAGGGAAAGAGGCGGCCCGUCAGCUCGGAGAAAUACGGCGCUCAGGCCGGGGCGGGCCGCUUCCUAGGGAGCCGCGGCGGCGGCGGCGGCGGCGGCGGCGUCUGGGGAAGGAGGGAGCCGGGGCAGGCAGGGAGGCAGGGAGGCAGACGGGCUGAGGGACAAGCGGCCGCCUCCCAGUCCCAGCCCGGCGCCGCCACCCCCGCCGCUACCCAGAUGGGCCCGCGGGCAGCGCCAUGAAGCGGGCAUGUGCCUGGACUGCGGCCCCAGCGAGCCGGGGCGGGAGCCGGGGCGGGAGCAGCGCGGAGCCAGCGCAAAGAAAGCUUACAGAAAAGGACUCGCUAGAACAAUGCUGAGGCUGAGGAGGUGAGGAGGAGCCGGUGUGAAGCCUGAGGGAGCGGCUGAGAACAGGUGAUUGGAGGAGCUGAUCCGGAGGAGAUAGGCAGGCAGGCAGACAGACAGCGAAGAAGAGUCUGCCCCUGGUAUCCCACGGAUUUAACGAAGCCCAUCCGAGCCUUGAGGGAAGGCACUUCAGAUCCGGACGUAGGGAGGGGCUAAGGGAGUACCAGCACCAUGGCGACCAAUUUUAAUGACAUUGUCAAGCAAGGCUAUGUGAAGAUGAAGAGCAGGAAACUCGGGAUCUAUCGAAGGUGCUGGCUGGUUUUCCGAAAGUCUUCCAGCAAAGGACCUCAGAGGUUGGAGAAGUAUCCUGAUGAGAAGUCAGUGUGUCUCCGAGGUUGCCCCAAGGUGACUGAGAUCAGCAAUGUGAAAUGUGUCACAAGGCUACCUAAGGAAACAAAGAGGCAGGCUGUGGCCAUUAUCUUUACUGAUGACUCAGCUCGAACCUUCACCUGUGACUCCGAGCUGGAAGCUGAGGAGUGGUAUAAGACGCUGUCUGUGGAAUGCUUAGGUGCCCGGCUCAAUGACAUCAGUCUGGGAGAGCCAGACCUCUUGGCCCCAGGAGUACAAUGUGAACAGACAGAUCGAUUUAAUGUCUUCCUGUUGCCCUGCCCCAACCUGGACGUCUAUGGUGAAUGCAAACUACAGAUCACCCAUGAGAAUAUCUACCUCUGGGACAUGCACAACCCCCGCGUAAAGCUCAUCUCGUGGCCACUCUGCUCUCUGCGCCGCUACGGCCGGGACGCUACGCGUUUCACGUUUGAGGCUGGCAGGAUGUGUGAUGCAGGUGAAGGGCUCUACACAUUCCAGACACAAGAGGGGGAGCAGAUCUACCAACGGGUCCAUAGCGCCACCCUGGCAAUUGCUGAGCAGCACAAACGGGUUCUGCUGGAGAUGGAGAAGAACGUGAGGCUGCUAAACAAAGGUACUGAGCACUACUCCUAUCCGUGCACACCGACUACCAUGUUGCCCCGGAGUGCCUACUGGCAUCACAUCACUGGGUCCCAGAACAUUGCUGAGACUUCCGGCUAUGCUGGUGAAGCAUAUGGGGCUGCUCAGGCAAGCUCAGAGACUGACCUUCUCAACAGAUUUAUCCUGCUGAAGCCAAAGGCUGGGACAGGAGAGAGCAAGGAGGCCAAAACUGCUUCCCAGUGAUGUUGGCGAUGCUGAAAUAACUCACGUCAUCCCCAGGGAGGGAUUGGCAGCACACUGGAGGCGCCUUCCUUCCUGACCCCUCUCCUCUCACAUUUCUCCCCAAAGGGGCAGAUGACCCAGGACCCUACCCUAUAGAAGGAGAGCCUGGAGAAAGCAAGUGGGAUAGAUGCCCUUUCCUCAGCUGAGGGACAGGCAUGGCCCAAGGAGAGGGCCCAUUCACUUCACCAGAGCAUGCAUGAGGGGCUAGAGCAACCAAGGGACUGUAUAUGGUUAUGAUUUUAAUAUAUAUUGUUACAUAAUUCUAUAUUAAUGGGAUUUCCCCCCCUUUAUCUUUGCCCUCCCCACCCACAAAUGCAAUUUUGAAAUCUGGUGACCAGUGGUUGGUGUCUUUGGAGCAGCUGCUCUCCUGUUGUCUGUGGAAAAGCCCCUCACAUCCCAGAAUCCGGAAGGACUCUGGAAUGAGGAUUUGAACCCAAGCAAAAGCAGGCAGCCAGGAGCCUGGCUGUCUCUGAGCAGGCCCAGGCAGAGGCCAGGGAGAAGCAGCUAGCCCUAGAAGUCCCAUCCUGGGUCCUAGUAGUAUGGCACAGGAAGAUGGCAUCUCGGUUGUGCCAGCAGCAAAUUUUAUACUGUGACACAUCUGGUGACAUCUUUCUCUCUAAACUGCAAUUUCUGCACAAAUCCCUUCCUGUCUAUUGGGACUGGAGGGGUCACUGAUCAUUAUCUUACCCCUCAAGGAGACUGUUGGGGGGGUGGGGAAGGACCCCAAUUGGUUCUGACCCAGUAUACUGCCCGAAAACCAGGUUUAUAAAGGAUGCUCCAUGUCCUCCAAGUCAGAUGAUGACACAGUAA
Dromiciops gliroides (monito del monte) is the source of this 2403-nucleotide messenger RNA. It is a transcript of the gene DOK4, whose product is annotated as docking protein 4. Gene Ontology annotation, cellular component: cytoplasm. The coding region runs from base 574 to 1554 and encodes 326 amino acids. NCBI's taxonomy places the organism in Eukaryota, Metazoa, Chordata, Mammalia, Microbiotheria, Microbiotheriidae. Gene Ontology annotation, biological process: positive regulation of MAPK cascade; cell surface receptor protein tyrosine kinase signaling pathway. The record is from RefSeq and is a predicted model, not a curated record. The transcript has 9 exons.